CCACAAACAUGGUUCACAAUUCGAGUCAGAUUUUGCUGCUGGCAGUAGCCGUCGCUGCUUUCAUGGGUGGCUCCCAAGGAGCCAAUAUUCUGGGUCUCUUCCCGAGCCUAAGUCCUUCGCACUUGAUCCUCCAAAUGUCCGCAGCUAAGGUUCUGGCGGAGAGUGGACACAAUGUGACUGUGGUCACGGUACUAAAGCCAGUGGUUAACCACAAGAACAUAAAAGUGAUCCAGGUGCCUCUUACCAAGGAGGAGUCCCAGCAAAUGAGCGACACCAUUGGGGCGAUGACCAAGAACGACAACAGCAACAUGGCUGUAUCCCUGAUCCGAAUGAUGGGACAGAUGGACUUCAUGUUCCAGAAGAAUGCGGAGACCCUGAUGGACGAACGAGUGAAGGAUCUGUACUUGAAUAAAGACAACAGAUUCGACCUGGUUCUCUCUGGAUUCUUCAUGAACGAUUUCCAACUUGGGUUCGCAAAGAAAGUGAACGCUCCUGUCAUCGUCUUGGCUACAAUGCCGCCGAAUCAAAUGGUGAACCCACUGAUUGGUAAUCCACUGGAGAUCGCCUAUGCGGGAAGCAACGACGUGGAGCAGGGAAAAGGUGCCACCUUCACCCAGCGAUUGGGCAGCUACAUUACAAGCUCCGCCUUUGGUAUUUUUACAUAUCUCUCCGAAAGACGUAACAGGAAUUUAUACAAGGAGGUUUUCGGUAACGACCCCACAAUGCCGGAGUACUCAGAAAUGCUUAAAAACACUUCGUUGGUAUUCUUUGCAUCCCACGCGGCCAGCGAAGGACCCAUUAGACCCAAUGUUCCUGCUGCCAUAGAAAUCGGCGGAAUUCAAAUUAAAGACCAGCCGGAUCCCUUGCCCCAAAAUAUUGCGGACUUCCUGGGCAACGGCACUGAUGGAGCCAUUCUCCUGACUCUGGGCUCAAAUGUUCAGGGGAGCCACAUUAAACCAGACACGGUUGUCAAGAUGUUCAACGUCCUUUCGAAACUGAAACAAAGGGUCAUCUGGAAGUGGGAGGAUCUGGAGAAGACCCCCGGCAAGUCGGACAACAUUCUCUUCUCCAAGUGGCUGCCUCAGGACGACAUCCUGGCCCACAAAAAUAUUAAAAUGUUUAUCAAUCACGCGGGCAAAGGUGGAAUAACUGAGGCCCAGUAUCACGGAAAGCCCAUGCUUUCGUUGCCCGUGUUUGGAGAUCAGCCCGGCAAUGCGGAGGACAUGGUCAGAAAUGGUUUUGGCCUGACUCUGAGUCUUCUCACUCUGGAGGAGCAGCCUUUCCAAGAAGCCAUCCAAGAAAUAUUGUCGAAUCCACAGUAUGCCCAGAAGGUGGCCUCGUUCUCCUCCCUCUACCGCGAUCGCCCAAUGACCGCUAGGGAGUCGCUGAUCUACUGGACGGAGUACGUCAUCCGGCAUCAUGGAGCUGCCCAUCUUCAGAGUCCUUUGGUCCACAUGAACUUCAUAGCAGCCAAUAACAUCGACAUUUACGCGUUGUUUGCUGUGGUACUAGUUACGAUAAUACUGAUUUUUAGGGCACUAGGUAAAGUUAUUUACCGAAAAAUCACAUCAAAGUCAAAGAAGGAAAAAUUGCACUAAAAUGUUUUA
Drosophila takahashii is the source of this 1607-nucleotide messenger RNA. Its product is annotated as UDP-glucosyltransferase 2-like. The record is from RefSeq and is a predicted model, not a curated record. Gene Ontology annotation, molecular function: UDP-glycosyltransferase activity. Lineage: Eukaryota; Metazoa; Arthropoda; Insecta; Diptera; Drosophilidae.